This is a messenger RNA of Nilaparvata lugens (brown planthopper), 1340 nucleotides long. It is a transcript of the gene Gpb5, whose product is annotated as thyrostimulin beta-5 subunit-like. Gene Ontology annotation, molecular function: hormone activity. Gene Ontology annotation, biological process: G protein-coupled receptor signaling pathway. Gene Ontology annotation, cellular component: cytoplasm; extracellular region. Lineage: Eukaryota; Metazoa; Arthropoda; Insecta; Hemiptera; Delphacidae. The coding region runs from base 320 to 721 and encodes 133 amino acids. The record is from RefSeq and is a predicted model, not a curated record. The transcript is spliced from 4 exons.
CCAUUUAAACCCCUCACACAGUGCUAGCAUAAGCGCGCGCACGCACAUUCACGCGGGGCUGACUAGCCGAGCACGCUUUCAAGGUAAAAAAACUACGAGUAUCUUCAAUACAAAGUAGUUUCCAAUACAAAACUAUCUAAUUCAACUCAUAAUAAUUGUUUUGAAAACAGGGUGAGAAAAUAUUGUAGCCAAUCUCAGUGAAUAAUAAAUUGCGCGUCUUCCAUUGCAGCGUUCCACAAGCAGCUGAGCAGCUGUCCUGACCACCUGUUGUGGAAGAUCCUAUUCUACACUGAGUGGAAGAGGUGCGGGCGGCGGGAAGAUGUUGCUAGAGACAGUGUGUCUGAUGUGGCUGGCAGUGAGCGUUGCCUCCCAACAGGUAGACCCCUCGAGCACACUGGACUGCCACCGGCGGGUCUACAACCACAAGGUGUCCAAGGCGGACUCGCAAGGUCGCCUCUGUUGGGACACCAUCAGUGUCAUGAGCUGCUGGGGGCGAUGCGACUCCAAUGAGAUAUCUGACUGGCGAUUCCCCUACAAGAGGAGCUUCCACCCGGUCUGCCUGUUCGAUUCGAGGGAGAUCGCGGUGGCGAAACUGUCCAACUGCGACCCCGAUGUGGAGCCCGGCACAGAGCUCUACCAGUUCCAGCAGGCACUCUCUUGUCGCUGUCUCGUCUGCAAAUCAUCCGAAGCUUCCUGCGAAGGUUUAAGGGAGUCAAAUUGAUCGGAAGAAUUAGUGAAUGAGACUGCAGCACCUUCAGCACUCAAGCACUACCUGUGCACUACUCACACUAUUUACUCUCCACUCACUCUCUCUCUCACUCUCCACCGAUGCUUGCUGCCUGAACUUUAUUCUCCCUCUUUUUCUCACUUGUAGUUCUCCCUCACAACCCUUCAUCAGCUCGAUCUUCACUUGUUUACACGCAAACUCGCAACACAGCGCACCAUUUGAAGUUACACUGAUACGCAAACUCAUGCCACUGAUAUAGCUAUACAUAACGUUGGUCUGUUGCCGAUUAUAAGCACCCCACGUCUGUUUGAUUUUCUAGUUGACUGUGCAGCCGGCUCACAUUUCAAGCGUUAACGAAUACAAUGCAUGCGUAGUGCUCCGAAAUUCGAGCAAUCACAUUGGCAUGACUUUAUAUUCUGGAUUAUUCUCAAUUAUCUCCUGUUAAAUUGAGUUACAAUAGUUAACCCCGAGCGUUGAAAAUAUGAGGAAUUUCGACUGCAUGCUCAGUCGUUAUUUGCGAAUUUUACACUGUACUACGAAAUCGAACGAGCAUUGUUAGGUUUUGAUUGCAUCUACCAGAUUGUGAUAUCUUUGAAAAAACACAUUCCAAUUU